Funneliformis mosseae is the source of this 174-nucleotide messenger RNA. The record is from the annotation of a GenBank genome assembly. Lineage: Eukaryota; Fungi; Glomeromycota; Glomeromycetes; Glomerales; Glomeraceae.
AUGUAUGACAUUUCUGCAUCUCAAGCCUUUCUAAUAAUAGAAACUAACUCUAAAAGUAUUUCAAGAGAAACUUCUAAGAGAAACUCUCAAAAGUCUUCAAACGUAUUAAAAAUGAACAGAAAUACAUUCAAUAUAGGCACUUCAACACCUGAUAGAAGAACAUCUGAAAACUAA